This is a messenger RNA of Phyllostomus hastatus (greater spear-nosed bat), 393 nucleotides long. It is a transcript of the gene HCRT, whose product is annotated as hypocretin neuropeptide precursor. The record is from RefSeq and is a predicted model, not a curated record. The coding region runs from base 1 to 393 and encodes 130 amino acids. The transcript has 2 exons. NCBI's taxonomy places the organism in Eukaryota, Metazoa, Chordata, Mammalia, Chiroptera, Phyllostomidae. Gene Ontology annotation, biological process: feeding behavior; neuropeptide signaling pathway.
AUGAGCCCUCCCUCCACAAAGGUCUCCUGGGUCGCCGUGACGCUGCUGCUGCUGCUGCUGUUACCGCCCGCGCUGCUGUCGCCCGGGGCAGCGGCGCAGCCCCUGCCCGACUGCUGCCGCCAAAAGACAUGCUCCUGCCGCCUCUAUGAGCUACUGCACGGCGCGGGCAAUCACGCGGCCGGCAUCCUCACUCUGGGCAAGCGGCGGCCCGGCGCCCCAGGCCUACAGGGCCGGCUGCAGCGCCUCCUGCAGGCCAAUGGCAACCACGCAGCCGGCAUCCUCACCAUGGGCCGCCGCGCCGGCCUAGAGCCAGCGCCGCGCCCCUGCCCCGGGCGCCGUUGUCCCGCGGCGGCCGUCUCUUCUGUUGCUCCUGGGGGACAAUCUGGGGUCUGA